Messenger RNA from Daktulosphaira vitifoliae (grape phylloxera), 1101 nucleotides. RefSeq names its product G patch domain-containing protein 11. The transcript is spliced from 4 exons. Gene Ontology annotation, molecular function: nucleic acid binding. Bases 296 to 979 code for a protein of 227 amino acids. The record is from RefSeq and is a predicted model, not a curated record. NCBI's taxonomy places the organism in Eukaryota, Metazoa, Arthropoda, Insecta, Hemiptera, Phylloxeridae. Gene Ontology annotation, cellular component: kinetochore.
UUACUUCAUAUAGUCUGUCAUAAUACUUCAGAUGGAUAUUCUAAAAAAGUUUUUAAAAUAAUUGUAUUAAUUAUUUAUUAAAAUAAUGUUAAAAAUUCUUACUGAAACAAUAUUUACAGUUGAAAUAAAAAUCCAUUAAAUUUUUGUUUAUUACUCUACUGUUUGAGUGGUUAAUUAAUUUAAUUGCCAUCUUAAAUUUGAUUUGAGUUGUGAUGGAAGAGAAUGAGGAAGAUGAUUAUAUGUCUGAUACUUUUCUGAACAAUGAGUAAAUAACAACAUCAGACCUGGACUGCUUAUGACACAUAAUCAGCAACGCUUGCACCAACAAAUGAAAAAAAAAAUUAAAACUGAACUAUUAGACAAAUCUAAAAGUAUCAAAAUUUUAGAACAAAAAAAUCGACAAGAUGGAUUAGAAAAAGCUAUAGAUAGCAGUAAUAAAGGUUUUUCAUUAUUAGAAAAAAUGGGAUACAAACCAGGUUUAGGCAUAGGUAAAAACGGUAGUGGGAGAAUUGAUCCUGUUGGAAUAGUUUUGAAAAAUGAUCGUAAAGGUUUAGGAAGAGAUGCAGCUAUUAAAGAAAUUAGAGAAAUGAAAAAAGCAAUGAUUCAAAAACGAUUAUUGUGUGGCUUGAGUGUAAAUGUAACUGAAUAUAGAGAAAGAAAAGCACAACUAUUAACAGAAAAACAAGAUCAGUCUGAUUUGUAUAGAUGUCAACGAAUAUGUCGUCAAAUGGAUUUAGAGAAGGAUAUACAAGAACCAUUAGAAAAAUUUUUAUGGCCUGAAGAUCCCAAUGAUAAACAAAAUGAUGAAAUAGUUGAAGAAAUAGAUAUAGAAGAUAAAAUGUCUGUGUCUGAGCAAUUAGAGAUAGUUAAUGUAUACUUAAGAAAAACAUAUAAUUAUUGUGUUUAUUGUGGAACUGUAUACAAUAAUGAUGAUGAUUUAACUAAUGAAUGUCCAGGACCAAAACGACAAGACCAUUAGGUUAACUGAUCUGUUUUAUUCAAAUAAAGUAAUAGUAAUAAUAAAAAUGUGAACAAAGAAUAUAAAUCAAUUUGAUAAUAAUUAAAAAUAAAUAGUAUAAUAACAAUGCAUAUACAUUAAUA